Molecule: messenger RNA, 1183 nt
Organism: Drosophila eugracilis
Lineage: Eukaryota; Metazoa; Arthropoda; Insecta; Diptera; Drosophilidae
Gene: Gpdh2
Product: glycerol-3-phosphate dehydrogenase [NAD(+)], cytoplasmic
Exons: 7
Coding region: 48-1124 (358 amino acids)
Biological process (GO): carbohydrate metabolic process; glycerol-3-phosphate catabolic process
Cellular component (GO): glycerol-3-phosphate dehydrogenase (FAD) complex; cytosol
Molecular function (GO): protein homodimerization activity; glycerol-3-phosphate dehydrogenase [NAD(P)+] activity; NAD binding
Source: RefSeq, a predicted model, not a curated record
AAAAAUACAAAACUUUAACUUACAAACAUAUUGCUAAACUAACCAAGAUGGACAAGAUAAUUAUCUGCAUCAUUGGCUCCGGGAACUGGGCAACGACUAUUGCCCGAAAUGUCGGCAGGAAUGUGAUGAAUUCGCAGACACUCGAGGAAAAGAUUCCCAUGUAUGUUUACGAAGAAAUUUUCGAAGGUCGCAAGCUCACGGAGAUCAUCAACACCACCCACAUAAACUCAAAGUACAUGCCAAACUUCGAACUGCCGCCAAAUAUUGUGGCUGUGGAUGACAUUGUGACCACAGCGAGGGAUGCUGACAUCAUAAUAUUCGCCAUUCCCCCGACUUUCGUCAGUAGCUGCUGUAAAACUCUGCUCGGAAAAGUCAAGCCCACGGCUCAUGCAGUUUCCCUCAUCAAGGGAUUCGAGCGCGGAGAUGAUGGGCAAUUCGUUCUGAUUUCACAGAUUAUUAUGAGGCAGCUUAAGAUUCCCUGCUCCGUCUUGGUUGGCUGCAAUUUGGCCUACGAACUGGCCCAUGACCACUUCGCCGAGGGAACAGUUGGCUGUCGGGAUCAGAAGUAUUUUCGAGUGCUCCAUGAUAUCUUCAAGUCACCCACUUUCCGUGUGGUGGUCACUGAGGAUGCAGACUGCGUGGAGAUCUGUUCCACUUUGAGGAACAUAAUUGCCUUUGCUGCUGGCUGCUCUGAUGGAAUGGAGCUUAAUGAGAAUACCAAAGGAGGAAUCAUUAGAAGAGGAUUCUUGGAGAUGCUCCAAUUUGUGGAUGUCUUCUAUCCUGGCUGCCGCAUGGGAACCUUUUUCGAGUCGUGUGGGAUUUCCGAUUUGGUUACCAGUUGUUAUGCCAAUCGAAAUCGCAAGCUGGCCGAAGCUUUUGUGAAGACAGGCAAGCCUCUGAGUGAGCUGGAGCACAUUAUCAUACCAGGACACGAGCCUCUGGGUCCCGUGACAGCUGAGCUAGUGCAUCAUAUGCUUAAAAAGAAGGGCUUGGAGGAUAAAUUUCCGCUCUUCACAGCUGUGUAUAGGAUCUGCACUGGAGAUUAUCCGCUGCAGCGCCUGGUGGAAACUCUAAUUAAGGCACGCGAGGACAUCUUCCACCCACUGCACACUUUCCAACUGUGAGGGAAUUCAUUAAAUGUGUGUAAUAAAAUUUAAAUAAAAACCAGAAUAAUGCAACCAAA